Trichomycterus rosablanca is the source of this 1302-nucleotide messenger RNA. RefSeq names its product serine/threonine-protein kinase pim-1-like. Gene Ontology annotation, cellular component: cytoplasm. Bases 90 to 1265 code for a protein of 391 amino acids. Gene Ontology annotation, biological process: protein autophosphorylation; negative regulation of apoptotic process; regulation of mitotic cell cycle. The transcript has 10 exons. Gene Ontology annotation, molecular function: ATP binding; protein serine/threonine kinase activity. NCBI's taxonomy places the organism in Eukaryota, Metazoa, Chordata, Actinopteri, Siluriformes, Trichomycteridae. The record is from RefSeq and is a predicted model, not a curated record.
ACAUCAGACACAGCUUUCACUUCCAGCUGGUUUCACCCACUAAGAGGUGUUUUUUGAAAGCUGAUUCAGAGGAGAUUGGACAGGCUUGGAUGAAAGUAAUACAGAACAUCAUUACCAAGCCUGAUGAUGCUGGCAGAUCAGACAGCUGGGAGACACUAGACAGGAAGUCGUCAUUGUCUGCAGUUAGUUCAGACUCAGAUCAGCAUCAAAAAGCAUCUGAAGCUUCAGCCUCUGUAGCUGAGAUCAGCCUUGGUGAAGUGAUCUUUGAAUGUGCUGCUGAGUUGAAUGACUCUGAUGCCUCUGUUGAGCGCGGUGGUAAGUAUAGUACAUACAGCUUUUCAGGGGUUUGUUCUGUAGGUGCAGAAGAAGAAAUCCUGAGCAAUGAAGAAAGCCCAGAGGAUCCAACCACCAGCGUUCAUUUCUUCAACAUCCUGAACCAUGAAGAGAGUUUGGAUUGUUGCUACACUGUGGGAGAGCUGCUGGGAGAAGGAGGCUGUGGUGCGGUUUAUGCUGGUGUUUGUAAUGCAGAUGGGAAACAGGUUGCUGUGAAAUAUGUGCUGAAGGACCCCCGCGACAGAUUCAUCACUAUUCCUGGAGAGACGUACCCACUUCCUGCGGAGGUGGCGUUAAUGAAGAUGGUAUUCAAGCCACCUCACUGUAAUUCUGUGCUGAAACUACUGGAUUGGUUUGACACGCCCGAGCACUACAUCCUAAUCCUGGAGCGACCCAUCCCCUGUAUGGACCUCUUUGACUUCAUUCAGCAGUUCCCAAUGAAUGAAGCUGUGGCUCAGCUCAUCAUGUGGCAGGUGGUUCUGGCUGCAAUUCACUGCCAUGAUUGUGGAGUUUUUCACCGGGACAUCAAGCCAGAAAAUCUUCUGGUGAACACAGAGACACUGGAGGUCAAGCUGAUCGACUUUGGCUGUGGGGACUUACACAAGGAAACAGCGUACACCUCAUUUUCAGGCACUAAGUCAUACGCUCCACCUGAGUGGAUAGUUGAGAAGGAAAUGUAUGGCUGCCCUGCUACUGUGUGGAGUCUGGGCGUACUCCUGCACACCAUAGUUUGUGGAGAGAUGCCGUUCGGGGAUGAAGUGGAGAUUGUUGAUGGGGGCCUGGACUUUUUACCUGAACUUUCUGAUACAUGCUACCAUCUGAUAAGUAGGUGUCUGGAGAAACAGCCUGAAAAACGUCUCAGCCUUAAAGAAAUCCUUCAGCAUGAGUGGUUUACAGAGAACAGUAUGAGGUUAGGGCAUCUGCGUGGAUGAAGAUUAUAGAAAGAAGACUGUGUGUGUGUGUGAAAGA